Messenger RNA from Megalopta genalis, 3579 nucleotides. RefSeq names its product centriole duplication and spindle assembly protein centrobin (gene Cnb). Gene Ontology annotation, cellular component: centriole; centrosome. The record is from RefSeq and is a predicted model, not a curated record. NCBI's taxonomy places the organism in Eukaryota, Metazoa, Arthropoda, Insecta, Hymenoptera, Halictidae. Gene Ontology annotation, biological process: regulation of cilium assembly; centrosome separation; mitotic cytokinetic process.
AUCUUUUUCUCAAUAUUAUACAAUGAAAGUGGUGAACAUGGAACUGCUGUUUACAUUGCUUGCUCGUCUGGAAAAUUUGGAGGGAUGUGUAAAUACUUUGUAAAUAAUUGUACAUUACUGUAGAAUUUGUAAUAGUGGGAUUUGGUUUGCGUUGGUGAGAGGAAACUCUAAUGGAUGAUGAGUGAUUCUGAUGAUACAGAUGUUCUACUCCUAAUUCCACCUGACCUAUUCCUUAUAACAUCGUCUUCAGAGUCUGACGAUAGUUUUGACCGUGGGAAAACAGAUUGCAAUUAUACAAGAACUGGAGUAAUAUCGGAACUUGUCGGACACAUGCAGUCAUUAGAAAACAGAAUUACUGCUAUCGAAUCCAAAGAUAAUAGCUUAGAUGCUACUUUACUAAACAUUUCAUUGGAUUCGCAACUCCAAAAUAAUACAGCUAAUAAGCUUAGACGGACAUUACCUAGAACUAAAUUCUGUGUAAGUCAAAGUUCUAGCUUACAAAAUACACCCGUGAAACCUAGGCGAUCCUUGUCUGUUCCAUCAACUCCUAACAGUUAUUCAUUACCGAACCAUAUUAAUUUUCAUCGUGACGACUUAAAAUCUCAGAAUAAAUUUCCUAAGGUUAAUGGUACUAAUACAACUAAUAUUAAUGAUCAUGAUAAAACUGAGCAUGAUUGUCUAAUGUCCCAUUCUGAAUCCUCUGUGGUGGUACCUUCUGCUUCUCGCAGUGUGGGUUUCCCGCAUGCUACUGGUAUUUCUUCUAAAGGGGAACCUUGCUCCUAUCCAUUUGAUUGCUAUAAAACUACAAAUAAUAUCUAUAAUAAAUCUUCUAUUAACCAACUGAACUCAAUGCCAUCUACUUCGACUUUGAUUGGUGCCACAGAACAACCGAAUUUGUACUCUAGAACUAUUAUACAAGAAAUGGAGCUAUUCGAAGUGGACGAGCUACUCCAGGAAAUGGAGGCAACUGAGCUAGAAUUAUCAAAGCGUAUAAAUAGAGCCUCUAUACAUCAGUCUUCCAAGGAAGAGAUUGAUUCAUUAGCAACUGAUCAAAGUAACGAAAUAUUCAGGAGCAAGGUUCAUAAUAACAUCCAUAAACAGUCUACUAGUCGCAAACUAGAAUUUGACUUGCAAGAUUCAUAUCAGAGUAGUCGACCAGUUAUAAUGCAAAAAAAGAGUUCUGAUAUGUUUCCUGAUAUAUCCCUUCCAUUUGAUGACUCCUCUUACAUUGAUCGAACUAACAAAGUGAUCUCAGAGUUUAAAACGUGGGAACAGAAUGUUAAAAGACCUAUAUUGAAGGGUGAACAAAUAGAAAAUGUAAGCCCACUAAAGAACAUGAACAAUACUGAUCAAUCAACUUCCAAAGCAAAUGAUGCGAAAAGAAAAGAAUCAAUUUUAGGACAAAACUCCAUUAGUAUAAGUGAUACAAAUAGUGCAGGAAUGAGUAAUGCACCUGCUAUACAAACCCAACCUAUGCAAAAAUGUUCAGAUUCUUUGUUGCCUACUGAAUUAUCACAAUAUAAUACUGCAACAUCUACAAGAACUACAGAUUCAUAUGCACCAUGUCUUUCUGAGAUCUACAAAAAAAGCACUCAACAAAAUGGUAAUAUUCAAAACACGAAAGAGGUACACAAUGCACCAUUUACUGUGCAUAGUACAAAUACUGUUAAUGUUUCUACCAAUACAGAUAUUUUUCCACUUUCCAGGAAAUCACAAAGGUUUUUAUCAUUGUCAGAUUUUUGGGAUAAUACUGGUACCAGGUCCCAAGAAGAAAUGCGUAGAAUUAAAUUAGAAGAAGAGAAAUUUCGUCGAGAGCAUUGUGAACAUUUAAUUCAAGAACUUCAAAAACGAUUAUUGGAGCAACAAGAAAAGGUGGCGGUAGCACUUAGAGUAGAUAAUGAAAAAAAUGAACUGAUAUCGCAAUUUCAUAAUGCAUGGUCUAAAAUGAAACAACGACUCCACGUUAUGGAAAAUGAGUGUGGUACUUUGCAAACAAAUCUAAAAAAUGUUACGGAGAAGCAUAAGUCAGAAAUUUCAGAAUUCCAGUCGCAAAUUAAACGAUAUGAAGGAGAACUAUCUAAGGCUCUAGAUCUUGCAGCUGGUUAUAAAGAAAAAAGUGACAAUGUAAUAAAGGAAAAAAUAGAGCUAUUGAAAAUUCAUGCUGAUGAAUUAGAAAAUUAUAAAUCGUUUGUUCAAGCAGCUGAAAAUAGGUAUGAACAAUUAAAACUAGACUACGAUAAAUUAUUAGAAAAGAACAAACAAAAUGAAGAAACGAUAAAAGCUUUCCAACAAGAUUUAACUAAAGAACGAUUAAAAGGUGUAGAAGUUAGGAAUGAAAUGAAUGUUAUUCAUAAAGCAUUGGAUACCUGUGAGGCUGAACUCACUAUUCUGAGACAAGAGAAAGAAAGUUUACAACUGAAAUUGAAAGAAGAAAUAAAUAGAAAUGCAAUUUUGGAACAAAAGAAUGCUGCACUACUUUCAUCGAUUGAAGAGGCAAGAAAAGCAGAGAGAGAAGCUAAGGACGAAACUAAAUCUCUUGCUGAAAAGAAAGAAAAAAUUAGAUUGGAGAUGCAAGAACUUUAUCAGAAACAAGUCGACGAAGUUGUAAAAGUCAAAUUACAAGAAUUUCAGACACAGCUUGAUGUGGCAGAGUCAGAAUUUCUCGAAGAAUUGAAAACCAGACAACAAGUUAUUGCUGAAUGCGCGGCUAGAAAAAUUAAAGAUGUUAUAGACAAACAUCAAUUGGAAAUAAAUUUACUCGAAGAAAAACAUAAAGAAGAGAUACGAUUAUGCGAACUUCAGUUGGCACAGACAUUACAGAAAUCAGCCAUAUUGGAAACGCAACUUAAUUCUCAACGCGCUACCAAAUCUCAGCUUGCUGAACAGUUACAUUCUGUGAUGCAGAAGCAAUGGCAACAAGCGUUAAAGAUUAUAUCAGGAGGAAAUAUGGAGGAUUUGUCGCCACUCCAAAAAAUUCACGCUGAGAAAUUGUUCAAGGGUCCAAGGAAAUCCGAAUCAAUGCCAAAUUGUUUUAUGAAGGUAUCCCAAGAACCAAUUAGAUUAAGAUUCCAAACUGCAGACGUACAAAAUUUUCACGAUCAAAAUGAAAGUUUAAGUACAAUAACUCCAAUAGAAGACACGCCAUUGAGUAGUAAAGAAUCGAAGGAUGAUCUUCGGAAAUAUGUAAAAAUGAUCGUUGAUAUGCAAAAAUCGCGAGAAGAAUUGUUAAAAAUUCGAGAAACUAUUCCAAGUCCUCCUUUAGUUUGUAGAGAAGUGCCUCGGAAACAUUACAUAAAGAAAGAAUUGAGUAUAAAAGAUGAAGACAGUGUUAUUUGGCAACCUACACCCGAUGCUAGUCAAGAUACUACUGAAUUUAUUCCAAUUUCACAAAAAGUGUGUAUAAAGGGGGAUCAGCAGAAGAAUAAACCGCCAUGGAAAUGACAUAUUGUUUAUAAUUCCGAAAACGUUGAUUAUGGUAUCGACGAAGUAGACGAUAUUCGUACAGUGCAUUUACUUAGCCCUAAUUAAAAUAUAAAUAUACACAUAUUUUGUACUCAAAUUAAAUGAAUUUUAUACGAA